Molecule: messenger RNA, 2475 nt
Organism: Phyllopteryx taeniolatus (common seadragon)
Lineage: Eukaryota; Metazoa; Chordata; Actinopteri; Syngnathiformes; Syngnathidae
Gene: efhc2
Product: EF-hand domain (C-terminal) containing 2
Exons: 12
Coding region: 129-2102 (657 amino acids)
Biological process (GO): regulation of neuron projection development
Cellular component (GO): microtubule
Source: RefSeq, a predicted model, not a curated record
CCUGUUUGUAGGUCCCUGCUAUUUGAAACCUUGCGAUGUAACCACGGUUACCGUCAACAAUAGAUCCAUCCAGGGGGGACAGCGAGAAACACGUAUUGUGAGGCGCUAAUAUAACACACUUUUGCGCCAUGGCCUUACCUUUUCUACCCGGAAAUUCUCCAAAUACACACCUGCUGAAGGAGAAAUUCCACAAAUCCCAACAUUUCGACUACUCGAGCGGAGUUCCUUCGGAGAAGCCGGGCAUCGGAGGCGAGCUGUUGCCGGGACGGCGGCUCAAAGCCAACUCUUCCGUCUAUCCCGAAGUAGCGACGGGCGGUUUGCCGCCGUGGCUCGCCUUUGACAAACAGGCGCUGCGCUUUGAGGCGUACUUCCGGGAAGCGGUGCCGGAGGCUCCCAAUGAGACCGACAGAAUCCGGACGUGUCAAAUCUACUUUUACCCGGAAGAUGAUACCAUACGAGUGGUCGAGCCCGAGUACAAAAACAGUGGACUUCGUCAAGGGACUCUGAUUGGUCGCCAGCGCAUCCCACUGCCGCCCCCCAAACACGAGCGCUUCUACGGCGUCUUCCACUUUAACCUCAACCGCCAGAUGGCGCUGUUCUCGCGCACCUUCACGGUGACCGACUGCGACCGGUUCACCAGGGACUUUCUCACCAAAUGCGGCGUCCUCCUCAACGAACCGGUCGCUGUGCCCCAAGACCCCUACCGUGGCCUCCGGGAGAAGAUGGAGAAGAGCGUGAGUCCAUUGCGGCCGUACGAGAGGCGAGACACCCUCAAGCAGUUCUUGGAGCACGACGGCAAAGUGCUGCGCUUCCUGUGCUUGUGGGACGACGAGCGGGCGGCGGGCGGCGGCCCGCGCGAGCUGCUGCUGCGCUACUUCGUGGCCGACGACAGCGUGGAGAUCCGCGAACGCGGCGCCUCCGCCGCCGCCGCGUUCCUCCGGCGCGGCAAACUGCCCAAGCAAACUCGGAAGCACUCGGCUCUCCCCGGACAGCCGAGCGAGCGCACCGUGCUCGACGUGCCGGCGUCGACCUUCCCCUUGCAGACGGGCGCCAUCCGCGAGGAGUUCUACAAGGACUGCGAUUUGACGCUGGGCGGCGAGCUGAACGUGUGGGGCAGGAAGGUCGUCAUCGCCGACUGCGAUGACUUCACGAAAGACUUCUACCGCUCCAAGUAUGGCAUAGAGCACUUCGAGCCGGUGCGGUACAAAAGUCCGGCGGCCCCCGAACCCCCCGGACCGGUCCCUCCUUAUAAUGGCUUCGGCUCCGAGGAGGACUCGCUCGGCUCCUGCCGGCGCCUGCCGCCCAAACCCCCGCGGAAGGAUCUCCUCAAAUUCCUGCAAUACGACAGAUGUGGCCUUGAGAGUCAUGUGCUCAAGUUCUACGCCAAGAUGGUGAGCGGCAGUCAAGCGGACAGCGGCAGGGAGUUCAUCGUCUGCUUCUACCUGAGCGACGACACCAUCGGCGUGUUUGAGCGCUCCCGGAAGAACUCAGGCGUGCCGGGCGGCAUGUUUCUGUCGCGCCGUCGCGUCACGAAGCCGGGCCGGGAGCGGUUUAAGAAGGAGCCCCGCCGCUACGUCGGCGCCCCAGAUCUGCACGUCGGGGCCACCCUCGGCCUGAACGAGCGGCGAUUCCGGCUGCUGGAUGCUGACGAGUACACCCUCGACUACAUGGAGCGACACGCUGAGCAGUUCCCCAAAGCCAAUUUAGGCGCCAUCCUGGCUAAACUUCGGUCCAUUCCGGAGGAAAAGCAGCGAGAGAUCAGGAACUUUCUGACCCUUCGCGACCCCGCCGACACUGGAUUUGUCACCUUUGACUCCUUCAGGGGCCUGCGGACGGCGACGGAGUGCGGGCUGAGCGAGCACGAGGUUUUGGUCCUGGGCCGCUCUUUCGCCGAGCGCCGGCGGCCCGAAGAGGACGUCGGCCCGACGCCGGCCGAGGCCCGGCGCGUCCUCAAGAAGAAAAACUUGGAGCGGCCGCCCGACGUGGCCGAGUUUGAUGUGACGCUUCGACGUGAUGCCAGCGGCGGGAAAAAGAUCAAUUACUCCUCCCUGCUGCGGGAAGCCUUCCCCGCCGUCUCCGGCGCGGCCCACCCGUCCACGUAGAUGAGUUAACGCAAGAAGACGAAGGAGUGUGCGUGAGGAUGAAGAUCCCAAAAAGCGGGUUGACUUUCAAACCGAACCGCAUUCCGGGUCAAGGCGGAAUUGGAACGGAGCUUCCGCCGUGAAAAGGGAAUUGAUAGAAAAGAGAAAAUGGCGGCCGUCAGCUCACCGCUGCCGAAACAGCAGGUACUAACGAGACGCUCACGUGCGGUCCGGCUGACACGAGACCGCUUCGCGUGGGUUUUGCCAACGCUGACUUGGCGACUUCUUGAAGUCGAUGGGGAUUUCUUCAUUUUUUGGAAUUCCUGAUUUUGUGGCUUUUAUGAGCUGGAAGCCCAAAUGAUGUCAAAAUAAACAAAGAAAUACUUCAAAUGAU